AGUCUGUACUUUCCUUGUUUUUCUCUUCUUCUCAGAAUGGAUUUUGUGGACACCUUAGAACGAUCCAGACGCUGUAUGAAGAAAGAUCUUCCUGAGCUCAUCAACAUUGAUAAACGUCUUAAUCCUCAGGCAUUUAGGGGGAAGGACGACAAAGAGAAAGCUAUGAAGCAAGAAACACUGCCAGAUCUUCUCUCUAGUGACAUGCAUCGGAAGAUGAUGAGGAAGAAAUGGGAGGCUGAGGAGGAAGAAAUGAGGAGCCGAGGUCCUGGGCCUCUUCACUACCAGAACCUCAAGUUUGAUGAAGAGUCGCAAUGGGACAGGGUGAAGAAGCAAGUACAUGAAGAGCGCCCUCAAGAGUUUGCUCCUCCACAGCAGUACAACUGGAUGAUGCCAUCGAUGAGACAAACUCCAAAGAAGAAGAGCAAGUUUGCGUCCACAGAAAGUUGCGACGGUUCGCUCCUCCUAGUAAUUCUGCAAAGUGGAACAUGAGACAGGGUUUGUCUGCAAGUACUUCGUUAGAGGCCAAGAAAUCUAAGGAUCAAGGCAGCAGGCUGGGGAAUCGAACCAAGAACCGCAAAGAACU
Messenger RNA from Asterias rubens (European starfish), 583 nucleotides. Its product is annotated as coiled-coil domain-containing protein 174-like. Bases 37 to 489 code for a protein of 150 amino acids. Gene Ontology annotation, cellular component: nucleus. The transcript has 3 exons. Lineage: Eukaryota; Metazoa; Echinodermata; Asteroidea; Forcipulatida; Asteriidae. The record is from RefSeq and is a predicted model, not a curated record.